GUUAAGAGAGAUGAGAAAAAUAAGUAAUUGCCUUGGGUUUAUUUUGGAAUCUUCAAUAAACAAGUUUAAAGGUAGUAUUGUGGAAGUGGUCGAAUGUAACUGUGCGUGCUGAGUAUUGUCUUCACAAUUUUUCCUUUUCAGAUAAAAAAAUGACUGGGCGAGCCAGAGCCAGAGCCAGAGGAAGGGCCCGCGGGCAGGAGCCGGCACAGCACGUGGGCGCUGCUGCAAGUCAGCCACCUGGUUAUAUUCAGCCUAGACCUCAGCAGCCACCAACAGAGGGGGAAUUAGUUGGCCGUGGACGCCAGAGAGGACCAGUAGGAGCAACAGCCAAGUCACAAGAACUCCAGAUAUCUGCUGGAUUUCAGGAGUUGUCAUUAGCAGAGAGAGGAGGUCGUCGUAGAGACUUCCAUGAUCUCGGAGUGAAUACGAGACAGAACCUCGACCAUGUUAAAGAGUCAAAAACAGGUUCUUCGGGGAUGAUAGUAAGGCUCAGCACCAACCAUUUUCGACUGACGUCCCGUCCCCAGUGGGCCCUGUAUCAGUAUCACAUUGACUAUAACCCACUGAUGGAAGCCAGAAGACUCCGGUCAGCUCUUCUUUUUCAACAUGAAGAUUUAAUUGGAAGGUGUCAUGCUUUUGAUGGAACGAUACUGUUUUUACCUAAAAGACUGCAACACAAGGUGACUGAAGUGUUUAGUCAGACCAGAAAUGGAGAGCACGUGAGGAUAACCAUCACAUUAACAAACGAGCUUCCACCCACGUCCCCAACUUGUCUGCAGUUCUAUAACAUUAUUUUCAGGAGGCUUCUAAAGAUCAUGAAUUUGCAACAAAUUGGACGGAAUUAUUAUAACCCAAAUGACCCAAUUGAUAUUCCAAAUCAUAGGCUGGUGAUUUGGCCUGGCUUCACGACUUCGAUUCUUCAGUAUGAAAACAACAUCAUGCUCUGCACUGAUGUCAGCCACAAAGUCCUUCGGAGUGAAACCGUGUUAGAUUUCAUGUUCAACUUAUAUCAUCAGACCGAGGAACAUAAAUUUCAAGAACAAGUUUCUAAAGAGCUAAUAGGUUUAAUUGUUCUUACCAAGUAUAACAAUAAGACAUAUAGAGUAGAUGAUAUUGACUGGGACCAGAACCCUAAGAGUACCUUUAAGAAAGCAGAUGGCUCUGAAGUCAGCUUUUUAGAGUACUACAGGAAGCAAUAUAACCAAGAAAUCACGGACUUGAAACAACCAGUGUUGGUCAGUCAGCCUAAGAGGAGGAGGGGCCCUGGUGGCUCGUUACCAGGACCCGCCAUGCUCAUUCCUGAGCUCUGCUACCUGACAGGUCUGACUGAUAAAAUGCGGAAUGAUUUUAAUGUAAUGAAAGACCUAGCUGUCCAUACAAGAUUAACUCCAGAGCAAAGGCAGCGGGAAGUAGGAAGACUUAUUGAUUAUAUUCACAAAGAUGACAAUGUGCAGCGAGAGCUUCGAGACUGGGGUUUGAGCUUUGACUCCAACUUACUGUCCUUCUCAGGAAGAAUUUUGCCAACAGAAAAGAUUCACCAAGGUGGAAAAACAUUUGAUUACAAUCCACAGUCUGCAGACUGGUCAAAAGAAACGAGAGGUGCUCCCCUGAUCAGCGUCAAGCCACUGGAUAACUGGCUGCUGGUCUACACGCGAAGAAAUUAUGAAGCAGCCAAUUCACUGAUACAAAACCUGUUUAAAGUCACUCCAGCCAUGGGCAUACAGAUGAAAAAAGCAGUAAUGAUUGAGGUAGAUGAUAGAACUGAAGCCUAUUUACGAGUCUUACAGCAGAAGGUUACGUCAGAUACCCAGAUAGUGGUCUGCCUGCUGUCCAGUAAUCGAAAGGACAAGUAUGAUGCUAUAAAGAAGUACUUAUGUACAGACUGCCCUACCCCCAGUCAGUGUGUGGUGGCCCGCACCCUAGGGAAGCAGCAGACAGUCAUGGCCAUUGCCACAAAGAUCGCCCUACAGAUGAACUGCAAGAUGGGGGGAGAGCUCUGGAGGGUGGACAUGCCACUAAAGCUAGCGAUGAUUGUUGGUAUUGAUUGUUACCAUGAUACCACAGCUGGACGGAGGUCAAUUGCAGGAUUUGUUGCCAGCAUCAAUGAAGGGAUGACCCGCUGGUUCUCUCGCUGUGUAUUUCAAGAUAGAGGACAAGAGCUGGUGGACGGACUCAAGGUCUGCUUGCAAGCUGCUCUGAGGGCUUGGAAUAGCUGCAAUGAGUACAUGCCUAGUAGAAUUAUAGUCUACCGGGACGGUGUGGGAGACGGUCAGCUGAAAACGCUGGUUAACUAUGAAGUACCACAGUUUUUAGAUUGCCUGAAAUCUGUUGGUAGAGGUUACAACCCAAGGCUAACAGUAAUUGUGGUGAAGAAACGUGUCAAUGCCCGAUUUUUUGCUCAGUCUGGAGGAAGACUCCAAAAUCCACUUCCGGGAACAGUCAUUGAUGUGGAGGUCACCAGACCAGAGUGGUAUGACUUUUUCAUCGUGAGCCAGGCUGUGAGAAGUGGCAGUGUUUCUCCCACACACUAUAAUGUCAUCUACGACAACAGUGGCCUCAAGCCAGACCACAUUCAGCGGCUGACGUACAAGCUGUGCCACGUGUAUUAUAACUGGCCGGGCGUCAUUCGUGUGCCUGCUCCUUGUCAGUACGCUCACAAGCUGGCUUUCCUUGUCGGCCAGAGUAUCCACCGAGAGCCCAACCUGUCACUUUCCAAUCGCCUCUACUACCUCUAACCAGCAGAAGAGGACAAGGUGGAGCUGGUUUUUUUCUUUUUGAAAUUAUAACUUUGGGAUUUUUUGAAGCUGUUACUUUGUUAUCUAGAUGAAACUUGGAGAGGGGCUUAGGAGACCUAGAGUCUGUUCCUAAUGUUGCUAUUAACUGAAAAUUCCUCAUUUCUAGAUAAAAAUGAAGAUUUUCUAUUUUCUUGUUUGCCUCAUAAAAGCUUGU
This is a messenger RNA of Trichechus manatus latirostris (Florida manatee), 2949 nucleotides long. RefSeq names its product piwi like RNA-mediated gene silencing 1 (gene PIWIL1). Gene Ontology annotation, cellular component: P granule. NCBI's taxonomy places the organism in Eukaryota, Metazoa, Chordata, Mammalia, Sirenia, Trichechidae. The coding region runs from base 150 to 2735 and encodes 861 amino acids. The transcript is spliced from 20 exons. Gene Ontology annotation, molecular function: piRNA binding; RNA endonuclease activity; protein binding. Gene Ontology annotation, biological process: regulatory ncRNA-mediated gene silencing. The record is from RefSeq and is a predicted model, not a curated record.